Messenger RNA from Coregonus sp. 'balchen', 9019 nucleotides. NCBI's taxonomy places the organism in Eukaryota, Metazoa, Chordata, Actinopteri, Salmoniformes, Salmonidae. The record is from the annotation of a GenBank genome assembly.
AUGGUGGCCGCAAAGAAGACGGUGAGUCGAGCUGUCGUGAACGCAUGCAUGGUGGCAGCGUGGUGCUAUCUGGGUUUACACGUUUUUAUUAACUGUCGAUGUGGCCCGUACAUAUGUUUAACUUGCUCCAACCUACCAUUUUCUAAUUUCCAGGACAUGUCUAGCUUUAGUUGUUGCCAACUUGCUUAAUCUAGCCAGAUAGCUAGCUCUAUCGGUUAGCAACUCGUUAACUAGUUAGCCAAACGGCAAGUUGAAUGAUUGCUUUGGGGGUAUUUUGACAUUAUAGUUGGCUAAUCAAGAAACGCUAUGUAACAGUACAGUCAUCGGAAAUAUUCUGUCUGAUGUGUAUUAUCUAUGCAUAGUCACUUUACCCCUACCUACAUGUCUGUUUAUUAUCUAUGCAUAGUCCCUUUACCCCUACCCACAUGUCUGUUUAUUAUCUAUGCAUAGUCCCUUUACCCCUACCUACAUGUCUGUUUAUUAUCUAUGCAUAGUCCCCUUUACCCCCUACCUACAUGUCUGUUUAUUAUCUAUGCAUAGUACCCUUUACCCCUACCUACAUGUCUGUUUAUUAUCUAUGCAUAGUCCUUUACCCCUACCUACAUGUCUGUUUUAUUAUCUAUUGCAUAGUCCCUUUACCCCUACCUACAUGUCUGUUUAUUAUCCUAUGCAUAGUCCCUUUACCCCUACCUACAUGUCUGUUUAUUAAUCUAUGCAUAGUCCCUUACCCCUACCUACAUGUCUGUUUAUUAUCUAUGCAUAGUCCCUUUACCCCUACCUACAUGUCUGUUUAUUAUCUAUGCAUAGUCCCUUUACCCCUACCUACAUGUCUGUUUAUUAUCUAUGCAUAGUCCCUUUACCCCUACCUACAUGUCUGUUUAUUAUCUAUGCAUAGUCCUUUACCCCUACCCUACAUGUCUGUUUAUUAUCUAUGCAUAGUCCCCUUUACCCCUACCUACAUGUCUGUUUAUUAUCUAUGCAUAGUCCCUUUACCCCUACCUACAUGUCUGUUUAUUAUCUAUGCAUAGUCCCUUUACCCCUUCCCCUCACAUGUCUGUUUAUUAUCUAUGCAUAGUCCCUUUACCCUACCUACAUGUCGUUUAUUAUCUAUGCUAGUCCCUUACCCUACCUACAUGUCUGUUUAUUAUCUAUGCAUAGUCCCUUUACCCCUACCUACAUGUCUGUUUAUUAUCUAUGCAUAGUCCCUUUACCCCUACCUACAUGUCUGUUUAUUAUCUAUGCAUAGUCCCUUUACCCCUACCCACAUGUCUGUUUAUUAUCUAUGCAUAGUCCCUUUACCCCUACCUACAUGUCUGUUUAUUAUCUAUGCAUAGUCCCUUUACCCCUACCUACAUGUCUGUUUAUUAUCUAUGCAUAGUCCCUUUACCCCUACCUACAUGUCUGUUUAUUAUCUAUGCAUAGUCCCUUUACCCCUACCUACAUGUCUGUUUAUUAUCUAUGCAUAGUCCCUGACCCCUACUACUGUCUGUUUAAUUAUCUAUUGCAUAGUCCCUUUACCCUUACCCUCCUACAUGGUCAUGUUUAUUAGUCUAUGCAUAGUCCACUUACCCCCUCCCUACAUUGUCCUGUUUUAUUACUUAUUGCAUAGUCCCCUUUACCCUACCUACAUGUCUGUUUAUUAUCUAUGCAUAGUCCCUUUACCCCUACCUACAUGUCUGUUUAUUAUCUAUGCAUAGUCCCUUUACCCCUACCUACAUGUACAAAUUACCUCGACCAUCCUGUACCCCCGCACAUUGACUCGGAACCGGUACCCCCUGUAUAUAGACUCGUUAUUGUUAUGUCAUUUUAUGGUAACUUUUUAUUUGAUUUUUUUACCUUAGUUUAUUUAGUAAAUAUUUUCUUCACUCUAUUUCUUGAACUGCAUUGUUGGUUAAGGGCUUGUAAAGUAAGCAUUUCAUGGUAAGGUCUACACCUGUUGUAUUCUGCCAUGUGACAAAUACAAUUUGAUUUGAUAAAUCCAGUUAGCUAGUUAACAGCUCUUCUGCAAUGCAAUGGUGGCGUGUAUAACUAGUUAUCUACUCAGCGGGGUGGAAUGUUGAUAUUAUAAUAAAUAAUAAUAUGCCAUUUAGCAGACGCUUUUAUCCAAAGCGACUUACAGUCAUGCGUGCAUACAUUUUUGUGUAUGGGUGGUCCCGGGGAUCGAACCCACUACCUUGGCGUUACAAGCGCCGUGCUCUACCAGCUGAGCUACAGAGGACCACAAUAGUGGAUGAAGAAAUAAACUAGCUUGUUUUAUGUACUCAAAUCACAUGCAUCUCAAUUAGAAGACCAAAUAACAUGUUUGGUUCAUAGUUCACCAAAAUGUUUGUCACUUAACACAAUUGUUUCUUUGGUGGCAGAAAAAGUCCCUGGAGUCCAUCAACUCCCGUCUCCAGCUGGUGAUGAAGAGCGGUAAAUACGUUCUGGGAUACAAGCAGUCUCAGAAGAUGAUCCGCCAGGGCAAAGCCAAGCUGGUCAUCCUGGCCAACAACACACCUGCCCUCAGGUAACUAAGGCCUGCAUUAUAAUUAUUUAGCGGUAUUAUCUGAUGUUAAAGCUAUCACUAAUACCUUUGGUGAGCUAAAGUUUUGCAAUGGAAAACCUUUACGUCAAAUGGAAAACGUUUUGCAACGAAAACUAGAGUUGCUAUUGGACAAAUUCAUGUAGGUCUCUUCCACGUUUGGUUCCUAGAGUAAAUAGUUAACAGGUUCCGUUGCAAAGCAUUUUGUAACGGAAUCCGAUUAAUGAAUACAACCCAGAUCCCUCAUCCACCAUAGUGUCUGGAACCAUGUGGAACAGACCACGUGAAAGGAUGAUCAAAGCCAGCCCAGUAGUUAGUCUUGGCAUGAUGACUUCUUCCUAAUGGGGCCCCAGUAAAGCCAGCCCAGUAGUUAGGCUUGGCAUGAUGACUUCUUCCUAAUGGGGCCCCAGUAAAGCCAGCCCAGUAGUUAGGCUUGGCAUGAUGACUUCUUCCUAAUGGGGCCCCAGUAAAGCCAGCCCAGUAGUUAGUCUUGGCAUGAUGACUUCUUCCUAAUGGGGCCCCAGUAAAGCCAGCCCAGUAGUUAGGCUUGGCAUGAUGACUUCUUCCUAAUGGGGCCCCAGUAAAGCCAGCCCAGUAGUUAGGCUUGGCAUGAUGACUUCUUCCUAAUGGGGCCCCAGUAAAGCCAGCCCAGUAGUUAGGCUUGGCAUGAUGACUUCUUCCUAAUGGGGCCCCAGUAAAGCCAGCCCAGUAGUUAGGCUUGGCAUGAUGACUUCUUCCUAAUGGGGCCCCAGUAAAGCCAGCCCAGUAGUUAGGCUUGGCAUGAUGACUUCUUCCUAAUGGGGCCCCAGUAAAGCCAGCCCAGUAGUUAGUCUUGGCAUGAUGACUUCUUCCUAAUGGGGCCCCAGUAAAGCCAGCCCAGUAGUUAGUCUUGGCAUGAUGACUUCUUCCUAAUGGGGCCCCAGUAAAGCCAGCCCAGUAGUUAGUCUUGGCAUGAUGACUUCUUCCUAAUGGGGCCCCAGUAAAGCCAGCCCAGUAGUUAGGCUUGGCAUGAUGACUUCUUCCUAAUGGGGCCCCAGUAAAGCCAGCCCAGUAGUUAGGCUUGGCAUGAUGACUUCUUCCUAAUGGGGCCCCAGUAAAGCCAGCCCAGUAGUUAGUCUUGGCAUGAUGACUUCUUCCUAAUGGGGCCCCAGUAAAGCCAGCCCAGUAGUUAGUCUUGGCAUGAUGACUUCUUCCUAAUGGGGCCCCAGUAAAGCCAACCCAGUAGUUAGUCUUGGCAUGAUGACUUCUUCCUAAUGGGGCCCCAGUAAAGCCAGCCCAGUAGUUAGUCUUGGCAUGAUGACUUCUUCCUAAUGGGGCCCCAGUAAAGCCAGCCCAGUAGUUAGUCUUGGCAUGAUGACUUCUUCCUAAUGGGGCCCCCAGUAAAGCCAGCCCAGUAGUUAGUCUUGGCAUGAUGACUUCUUCCUAAUGGGGCCCCAGUAAAGCCAGCCCAGUAGUUAGUCUUGGCAUGAUGACUUCUUCCUAAUGGGGCCCCAGUAAAGCCAGCCCAGUAGUUAGGCUUGGCAUGAUGACUUCUUCCUAAUGGGGCCCCAGUAAAGCCAGCCCAGUAGUUAGGCUUGGCAUGAUGACUUCUUCCUAAUGGGGCCCCAGUAAAGCCAGCCCAGUAGUUAGUCUUGGCAUGAUGACUUCUUCCUAAUGGGGCCCCAGUAAAGCCAGCCCAGUAGUUAGUCUUGGCAUGAUGACUUCUUCCUAAUGGGGCCCCAGUAAAGCCAGCCCAGUAGUUAGGCUUGGCAUGAUGACUUCUUCCUAAUGGGGCCCCAGUAAAGCCAGCCCAGUAGUUAGGCUUGGCAUGAUGACUUCUUCCUAAUGGGGCCCCAGUAAAGCCAGCCCAGUAGUUAGGCUUGGCAUGAUGACUUCUUCCUAAUGGGGCCCCAGUAAAGCCAGCCCAGUAGUUAGGCUUGGCAUGAUGACUUCUUCCUAAUGGGGCCCCAGUAAAGCCAGCCCAGUAGUUAGGCUUGGCAUGAUGACUUCUUCCUAAUGGGGCCCCAGUAAAGCCAGCCCAGUAGUUAGGCUUGGCAUGAUGACUUCUUCCUAAUGGGGCCCCAGUAAAGCCAGCCCAGUAGUUAGUCUUGGCAUGAUGACUUCUUCCUAAUGGGGCCCCAGUAAAGCCAGCCCAGUAGUUAGUCUUGGCAUGAUGACUUCUUCCUAAUGGGGCCCCAGUAAAGCCAGCCCAGUAGUUAGUCUUGGCAUGAUGACUUCUUCCUAAUGGGGCCCCAGUAAAGCCAGCCCAGUAGUUAGGCUUGGCAUGAUGACUUCUUCCUAAUGGGGCCCCAGUAAAGCCAGCCCAGUAGUUAGGCUUGGCAUGAUGACUUCUUCCUAAUGGGGCCCCAGUAAAGCCAGCCCAGUAGUUAGUCUUGGCAUGAUGACUUCUUCCUAAUGGGGCCCCAGUAAAGCCAGCCCAGUAGUUAGGCUUGGCAUGAUGACUUCUUCCUAAUGGGGCCCCAGUAAAGCCAGCCCAGUAGUUAGUCUUGGCAUGAUGACUUCUUCCUAAUGGGGCCCCAGUAAAGCCAACCCAGUAGUUAGUCUUGGCAUGAUGACUUCUUCCUAAUGGGGCCCCAGUAAAGCCAGCCCAGUAGUUAGUCUUGGCAUGAUGACUUCUUCCUAAUGGGGCCCCAGUAAAGCCAGCCCAGUAGUUAGGUAUUGAUUGAUUAGAUAUUGAACAAGUCAUAUUGAUUGAUUUAGAUAUUGAACAAGUCAUAUUGCAUUGACCAAAUAACUAUAUCAAGUGUUGCUUGUGCGUUCUUAUGGUUUUUUUAUGUAGUCCUCCCACAAAGGCGCACCUGUAUUGGUCUGCUUGCAGGUGCGUAAGAACCGGAGGAACAUUAAAAUGAUUUGGUGUUACUGGCUGCACCUGCAGUUGGUCAUUCAGCCAAUCAGACACCUUGAGAAAACAACCGGUACAACUACAGCGUUAGACUGAAGUGGAUCACUGUUACGUUGUCUCCCUUCACACAACGGAAACAUGUUACGUUGCAGUGUAGCUUGUACUCAUGUUGCUUUCCCCUCACUCCGAAAAGGAUCAUGUUUAAUUGAAUGGUGAUAUAUAAAAACUUGUAUUGUUUGUUCAGAAUUUGCUGCCUGCGUCACACUUUUGCUAAAAGGUAUUUCUGGUUCCUCAGGAAGUCUGAAGUGGAGUACUAUGCCAUGUUGGCCAAGACUGGCGUCCACCACUACAGCGGGAACAACAUCGAGCUGGGCACAGCCUGCGGAAAGUACUUCAGGGUGUGCACACUGGCCAUCAUCGACCCCGGUGAGUGUCUGGGUGUCCUGUUUACCACGGCCAUUCUGUUGAUGUAUUGUUGUCUGCAGAGUUGGACAAUCCUUUAGUAGUGAGCAGUUUGGAUACGGUUUAGUUUUCAUCCAUACAUUUAUAAUUGUUUUCAAAGAUGACAUGAACAUCUGAGGAGAAUGGUGAAAAUGUCUGAAUGUAGAAUAAACCGUAUCAAACUGCUCUACUUUCAAAUGACAUGAGCAUGUUUAAUUUAAUCGUUUUGUAAUCGCGAAUGUGUAGAUAUUUUUCUUUCACUGCUGCUCACAAAUUUGCCCGUUGUGAAUUUUUGCGCCUGGUGGUCUGACUAGCACUAGUGAUUCACUAGAUAAACGCCCAAUGGAGCGUUUACCUGAACUGACUGGCCUCUCUAGCCAGUUACUUCCUGCUUCAUUGGUGACAAUGCCUUAGUUCUCCUGAAGUUAAACGCACUACGCAGAAAUCGCUCCACCAUUUCCCGGUUGCUAAAAUUCUAAUAGUUUGCCUAACCCGGACGCUUAUAAGAAAUCCCGCUAUGCCCUCAGACGAACCAUCAAACAGGCAAAGAGUCAAUACAGGACUAAGAUUGAAUCGUACUACACCGGCUCUGACGCUCGUCGGAUGUGGCAGGGCUUGAAAACUAUUACAGACUACAAAGGGAAGCACUGCCGCGAGCUGCCCAGUGACACAAGACUUCCAGACGAGCUAAACCACUUCUAUGCUCGCUUCGAGGCAAGCAACACUGAAGCAUGCAUGAGAGCACCAGCUGUUCCGGAUGACUGUGUGAUCACGCUCUCCGUAGCCGAUGUGAGUAAGACUUUUAAGCAGGUCAACAUUCACAAGGCCGCAGGGCCAGACGGAUUACCAGGACGUGUACUCCGAGCAUGUGCUGACCAACUGGCAAGUGUCUUCACUGACAUUUUUAACCUCUCCCUGUCUGAGUCUGUAAUACCAACAUGUUUCAAGCAGACCACCAUAGUCCCCGUGCCCAAGGACUCUAAGAUAACCUGCCUAAAUGACUACCGACCCGUAGCACUGACGUCUGUAGCCAUGAAGUGCUUUGAAAGGCUGGUCAUGGCUCACAUCAACACCAUUAUCCCAGAAACCCUAGACCCACUCCAAUCUGCAUACCGCCCCAACAGAUCCACAGAUGAUGCAAUCUCUAUUGCACUCCACACUGCCCUUUCCCACCUUGACAAGAGGAACACCUACGUGAGAAUGCUAUUCAUUGACUACAGCUCAGUGUUCAACACCAUAGUGCCCUCAAAGCUCAUCACUAAGCUAAGGAUCCUGGAACUAAACACCUCCCUCUGCAACUGGAUCCUGGACUUCCUGACGGGCCGCCCCCAGGUGGUAAGGGUAGGUAACAACACAUCUGCCACACUGAUCCUCAACACAGGGGCCCCUCAGGGGUGCGUGCUCAGUCCCCUCCUGUACUCCCUGUUCACCCAUGACUGCAUGGCCAGGCACGACUCCAACACCAUCAUUAAGAUUGCAGACGACACAACAGUGGUAGGCCUGAUCACCGACAACGAUGAGACAGCCUAUAGGGAGGAGGUCAGAGAUCUGGCCGUGUGGUGCCAGGAUAACAACCUCUCCCUCAACGUGAUCAAGACAAAGGAGAUGAUUGUGGACUUGGUGUCCACAUCACCAACAAACUAUCAUGGUCCAAAUACACCAAGACAGUCGUGAAGAGGGCACGACCAAGCCUAUUCCCCCUCGGGAGACUGAAAAGAUUUGGCAUGGGUUCUCAGAUCCUCAAAGUUCUACAUCUGCACCAUCGAGAGCAUCCUGACUGGUUGCAUUACUGCCUGGUAUGGUAACUGCUUGGCCUCCGACCGCAAGGCACUACAGAGGGUAGUGCGUACGGCCCAGUACAUCACUGGGGCCAAGCUUCCUGCCAUCCAGGACCUCUAUACCAGGCGGUGUCAGAGGAAGGCCCUCAAAAUUGUCAGACUCCAGCCACCCUAGUCAUAGACUGUUCUCUCUGCUACCGCACGGCAAGCGGUACCAGAGCGCCAAGUCUAGGUCCAAAAGGCUUCUUAACAGCUUCUACCCCCAAGCCAUAAGACUCCUGAACAGCUAAUCAUGGCUACCCGGACUAUUUGCAUUGUCCCCCCCACCACAUCCCCUCUUUUACGCUGCUGCUACUCUGUUUAUUAUCUAUGCAUUUUCACUUUAACUCUACCUACAGUUACAUAUUACCUCGACUAACCGGUGCCCCGCCCAUUGCCUCUGUACCGGUACCCCCUGUAUAUAGCCUGCAUAUUGACUCUGUUAUUUCCCAUUGACUCUGUACCGGUACCCCCUGUAUAUAGCCUCCCUACUGUUAUUUCCCAUUGACUCUGUACCGGUACCCCCUGUAUAUAGCCUCCCUACUGUUAUUUCACAUUGACUCUGUACCGGUACCCCCUGUAUAUAGCCUCCCUACUGUUAUUUCCCAUUGACUCUACCGGUACCCCCUGUAUAUAGCCUCCCUACUGUUAUUUCCCAUUGACUCUGUACCGGUACCCCCUGUAUAUAGCCUCCCUACUGUUAUUUUUAUUGUUAUUUUACUGCUUUUAUUUUCUAAUUAUCUAUUGUUUACUUAACCAACAAUGCAGUUAAGAAAAAUAAAUGUUAAGGGCUUGUAAGUAAGCUUUUCACUCUAAGGUCUAUACCUGUAGUAUUUGGUGCAUGUGACAAAUAGAAUUUGAUUUGAAUUGUUUACUGACAAAAUAAGGGGUUAAAUACCUGAAGAAAAAUGUUUCCUGAUCUUUCUUACAUCUAAGACAGGACAGACACUUCAGAACAAACUUCACUUAUAUUAUUGUUUUGGGGACUAUCUGUUCCCUGUAGUGAAUCUGUUAUUCAAUGUGUUUGUAUGGGCUAAUAGCAGUAAGGCCCAAAUCUUUUUUUUAAUCAAUCCUUUUUUGGGAUACUUCAGGGGGUCUUAAAAUUCCAAAUCAAAUAGCAAAAUGAUCCUUGGUAUGACCUUAAAACAAUUCUAUAUAGCUUAGUAGAACCUUCCCCGGCAUAGACUGAGUUUAGACUCAUAUGGGUUAAACACUGUCAAACUAAAGCUUGGUUUUAAGUAUAUCACCUCUGCUGUUGAUUGGAUCUUGUAUGCUAAAUGUAAUAUUGUUCUCUCAACAGGUGAUUCAGACAUCAUCAGGAGUAUGCCGGACCAGCCGCAGGGGGAGAAGUAGACAUUUCAGACUCUUGUUGUUAGAAAUAAACUUGGUUGAAUGUUC